AUGCUCUCAAUCUUCCUAGCGGAGCAACUUAAGCAGGAACUAUCAAACGGAAAAACAAAACAAGUCGUGUACUUUUUCUGCAUUCACAAAAAGCGGAAUGAGGGCACAGGUCUAUUGAGGAGACUAUUAUAUCAGAUUAUAGACAAACAGCCAGAGCUCGCUAAACACGCCUUCCCAUACCUCGAGAUGUCUGAGCGAAGAACUCAAACUUUGUCUUCCCUGGCAUCUGAUCCGACGCUGGGCCGCUUGUUUUGCAUAGUGGAUGGGUUAGAUGAGUGCGAUGAGAACACGCAAAGAUUUCUUAUACCGAGAUUCAUUCACCAGCCUAUUUCCCAACUCUCGCCGAAUGAGCCUAAGAAUCUCGUCAGCCUUAUCAUCGUUAGCCGUGAAUUAGAGGGACUGGAGAGCUGUAAAAAGGUGGACCUAGAUAAAGAUCAUGCUUUCGAUGGUGAUGGCGACAUCGCAUUGUUCGUUGGCGAAAAGAUAGAUGAACUAUUUCAGAAGAAGAAAUUCAACGAAUCUUUUCGCCCAACAGUCCAUGAGGCUUUGCUUUCGAGAGCUAGCGGCACAUUUUUAUGGGUAGGCUUUGCUGUUAACGACCUUUUGAAGAUGCGUACAUGGAGCCAAGUGUGCAAGCAAUUAAAGUCACUACUAAUUGAUCUGAGUAACAUGUAUGAUCAUAUGGUACUUGCGAUUCCUUCAGAUAACCGAGAGACGUUAUCGUUGAUAUUACAAUGGGUCUGCCUUGCCCAGUGCCCCCUCAAAGUUGCAGAACUGGCUCAAGCUGUAGGUCUGGAACCAACUCCCCAUAACAUCUGUUCCAAAGGCAUCGACCCAGUACCUACAUCUAUCCUCCUUAAGCAGACAACCAUUGAUGCAAUAUCCCUUUGUGGUCAAAUGCUGAAGGUUGAGGGUGAAGAGGUUACACUUAUCCAUCAAUCAGUAAGGGACUAUCUAUUGCGCUGCAACAGAGAUAGAAACGACAUUCUGGAGUUUUUUCGUGUUCGACAGAAAGAGACACAUCGCAGCAUUACCCGUACGUGUUUCGACUGUAUUGCGCAAAGCAACUCUCGCACUACAUGGAUGGAUCUGAACGAUAUUAACUCCGAGUAUUCACCGCUCCUUCUAUACACAACCAGGUUUUGGAAUGAACAUGCCCGACUUUGUCUCGACGCUGCCAACGAACUUUUUCACGACUUAUAUUCUUUUUUUCAAACUAAUUCCACGGCCUCCUGCCAAAGUGGUAUCGUCGAAAACGUACAGUUGCUUAUCGAUAUGGGAGCUGAUAUCUGGGUCAAAGAUGAUAGAGGCGGUACAUUGCUUCAUGCGGCGGUUGAUUCAGGAAGCGAAGCAAUGAUCCGACUUUUUCUACUUAAAGGACUAAAUUUCAGAGCGAAAAGCCAUGUCGGGGACACGCUAUUACAUCAAUUUGCUUGGAACAUCGCUCCGGAAGAUGGAAUAUCAAUCUUCAGGCUGCUGAUAUUCUUAGGAGUAAGUAUCAAUGAAAAGAACUAUGAAGGUUCAACAGCUCUGCAUAUGGGAGCACAAGCAAUCUAUCCAGAAAUUGUGCAGCCCUUGGACGAGCAUGGAGCCAACCUAGAAGCGAGGGACACAUCGGGCAAGAUACCAUUGCAUUGUGCCAUUCUUGCGCACAGCUAG
Molecule: messenger RNA, 1659 nt
Organism: Bipolaris maydis ATCC 48331
Lineage: Eukaryota; Fungi; Ascomycota; Dothideomycetes; Pleosporales; Pleosporaceae
Product: ankyrin repeat-containing domain protein
Molecular function (GO): protein binding
Source: RefSeq, a predicted model, not a curated record